Messenger RNA from Cryptomeria japonica (Japanese cedar), 486 nucleotides. RefSeq lists its product as uncharacterized. NCBI's taxonomy places the organism in Eukaryota, Viridiplantae, Streptophyta, Pinopsida, Cupressales, Cupressaceae. The record is from RefSeq and is a predicted model, not a curated record. The coding region runs from base 1 to 486 and encodes 161 amino acids. The transcript is spliced from 2 exons.
AUGGUACAAGCCUUGAAGAAAUGUCAGCAUUAUCUUUUACCUAAAGAAUUCAUUGUUUAUACUGAUAAUCAUGCCCUCAGUUUUCUGAAUGGACGGAAGAAGCCUAGUCACAAGCAUAUGAAGUGGGUUGAACGCCUUCAAGCAUACACAUUUACCAUCAAGCACAAGAAGGGGAAGACAAUUAAAGUGGCAGAUGCAUUGAUUAGAAGGGUGUGCAUGGUACAAGAAGCUCAGUUGCAAAGUGUGGGAAUUGAUUCCCUCAAGCAAUUAUACAAGGAUGAUGAAGAUUUUAGUGAGAUAUAUGAGGUAGUUGAGAAUGUUGGAAAGGAUGUGCCUGAACAAGCAAAAGUUUCUUUGGAUCAAGAACAAAAUAAUGAGGAGGAUGUGCAUAAUGAUAAUGAUAAUGAUGGUCAAACACUAAUUAUAGAAGGAAAUAUAGGUGGUGAAGAAAAUGUUACCCAACCCAAGAGUGGAAUAACAAAUUAA